Galeopterus variegatus (Sunda flying lemur) is the source of this 2813-nucleotide messenger RNA. It is a transcript of the gene GRK6, whose product is annotated as G protein-coupled receptor kinase 6. Gene Ontology annotation, molecular function: ATP binding; G protein-coupled receptor kinase activity. Gene Ontology annotation, cellular component: cytoplasm; plasma membrane. Lineage: Eukaryota; Metazoa; Chordata; Mammalia; Dermoptera; Cynocephalidae. The record is from RefSeq and is a predicted model, not a curated record. Gene Ontology annotation, biological process: protein phosphorylation; signal transduction; regulation of signal transduction. The coding region runs from base 25 to 1695 and encodes 556 amino acids. The transcript has 15 exons.
GGCAAAAGCAAGAAAUGGCGGCAAAUGCUGCAGUUCCCCCACAUCAGCCUGUGCGAGGAGCUGCGGCGCAGCCUUGAGCGUGACUACCACAGCCUGUGCGAACGGCAGCCCAUCGGGCGCCUGCUGUUCCGCGAGUUCUGUGCAACGAGGCCUGAGCUGACCCGCUGUAUUGCCUUCCUGGAUGGGGUGGCUGAGUAUGAAGUGACCCCUGAUGAGAAGCGGAAGGCAUGUGGGCAGCGGCUAAUGCAGAAUUUUCUGAGCCACACGGGUCCUGACCUCAUCCCUGAGGUCCCCCGCCAGCUGGUGACUAACUGUGCCCAGCGGCUAGAGCAGGGGCCCUGCAAAGACCUCUUCCAGGAGCUCACCCGACUGACCCACGAGUACCUGAGUGUAGCCCCUUUUGCCGACUACCUCGACAGCAUCUACUUCAACCGUUUCCUGCAGUGGAAGUGGCUAGAAAGGCAGCCAGUGACCAAAAACACCUUCAGGCAGUACCGAGUCCUAGGCAAAGGCGGCUUUGGGGAGGUGUGUGCCUGCCAGGUGCGGGCAACAGGCAAGAUGUACGCCUGCAAAAAGCUGGAGAAGAAGCGGAUCAAGAAGCGGAAAGGGGAGGCCAUGGCGCUCAACGAGAAGCAGAUCCUGGAGAAAGUGAACAGUAGGUUUGUAGUGAGCCUGGCCUACGCCUAUGAGACCAAGGAUGCACUGUGCCUGGUGCUGACACUGAUGAAUGGAGGUGACCUCAAGUUCCACAUCUACCACAUGGGGCAGGCUGGCUUCCCUGAAGCACGUGCCGUCUUCUACGCUGCUGAGAUCUGCUGCGGCCUGGAGGACCUGCACCGGGAGCGCAUUGUGUACAGGGACCUGAAGCCAGAGAACAUCCUGCUGGAUGACCACGGCCACAUCCGCAUCUCUGACCUGGGCCUGGCUGUGCAUGUGCCCGAGGGCCAGACCAUCAAAGGCCGUGUAGGCACCGUGGGCUACAUGGCUCCAGAGGUGGUGAAGAAUGAGCGGUACACGUUCAGCCCUGACUGGUGGGCGCUAGGCUGUCUCCUGUAUGAGAUGAUCGCAGGCCAGUCACCCUUCCAGCAGAGGAAAAAGAAGAUCAAGCGGGAGGAGGUGGAGCGGCUGGUGAAGGAGGUGCCCGAGGAAUAUUCUGAGCGCUUUUCCCCACAGGCCCGCUCCCUCUGCUCCCAGCUCCUCUGUAAGGACCCUGCUGAACGCCUAGGGUGUCGUGGGGGCAGUGCCCGCGAGGUGAAGGAGCACCCCCUAUUCAAGAAGCUGAACUUCAAGCGGCUGGGAGCUGGCAUGCUGGAGCCACCCUUCAAGCCCGACCCCCAGGCCAUUUAUUGUAAGGACGUCCUGGACAUUGAGCAGUUCUCCACAGUUAAGGGUGUAGAGCUGGAGCCCGCGGACCAGGACUUCUACCAGAAGUUUGCCACAGGCAGCGUACCCAUUCCCUGGCAGAAUGAGAUGGUGGAGACUGAGUGUUUCCAGGAGCUGAAUGUGUUCGGGCUGGAUGGCUCGGUUCCCCCAGACCUGGACUGGAAGGGCCAGCCACCUGCGCCCCCCAAGAAGGGACUUCUGCAGAGACUCUUCAGUCGCCAGGAUUGCUGUGGGAACUGCAGCGACAGUGAGGAAGAGCUCCCCACCCGGCUUGAGCUCCCUACCCACCUCGAGCUCCCCACCCGCCUCUAGCCCCGAGCUUGAGGCCCCCUCCUGCGGUUGGCGGUAGCAGCUACUCCAAGUGCUGUUUACAGUUUUGCACAGUGGUCUUCCCCAUUGUCCACUCAAGUUGUGGCCUGGGGAACACAGCCGGAGCUGUCCCCAGUGUCCUCUGCCCCUCAGCCCGUGGCCUGGCUGAGUUUGGCAAGGCCUGGGCCAUCCUUGGGACAAAGGUGCGUCCCUUCAGCUCUUCUCUGUGGAGCUCGGGGCUUUCUGUAUUUAUGUAUUUGUACGAAUGUAUAUAGCAACCAGAGCAUUCUUAAUUCCCACCCUAGACCUGGCACCCUGGCCUCAGCUCCCAGGCAGCCAGCCCUGGCUGGGAGAGCCGGGAGCUGGCAGAGGAACCACUGCCAAACUCGAGGCGCCUCAGGUCCAGCUCAGAAAGGCAAAGGCUGGGCCGGGCCAGACUCCUGAGCCCCCAGCACUGUGCUGGCUGCUGCUGACCUCCGAGUGAGACUUGUGCCUGCCCCUGCUGUCCGGGGAUCAGGCUACCACCUUCUGGGGCCCAAUCCUGUCUCUUCUCAGUGCUUGUCAGAGUGGGAUCUGGAGCCUCUGUGUCCCCUAGGCCUGUGCCAAAGUGUGACCAGAGAUUGGGCUGAUUGUGGGACCCAUCAGUCCACAGCCCAGGCUAUUCCAGAUGAGUCUGCCUCUGCUUUCCAGCCCCAGGGGCACCUUGUCUCUUAUGCUGGGCUUUGUCCUGAAGACACGUCUUUCAGAAAAUCCUGGCCCAGGCCAUAGGAGGGGGUGGGGGUACUCCCGGUAACCCUCAAACAUUCCAGACUCCCCUCAUAACAAUAGACACACGUGCCCAGCAAUAAUUCGCCCCAACCUGUGUGUGUCUGUGGGGCGUGUGUGUCUGUGCGCGUGUGUGUAUCUGUGUGUGUGCAAAGGGGGUAGGGUGAGGCUGUGCCUGUGCCCCAGGCCCCAGCCCUGGCCCUUCCUAGACUGUGAUGACCAUCCUGGUCCCAGUGUUAGGGACCGUGGGAUUAGGGUCCUGAUUUUUCCAUAUUUAAAGCCAAUUUUUAUUACUCAUUUUGUCCAGUGUAAGCUGCCACGUGUCUCUGUGAAUACAGUCCGAGCACAAACCUGGC